Molecule: messenger RNA, 318 nt
Organism: Vanrija pseudolonga
Lineage: Eukaryota; Fungi; Basidiomycota; Tremellomycetes; Trichosporonales; Trichosporonaceae
Exons: 1
Coding region: 1-318 (105 amino acids)
Source: RefSeq, a predicted model, not a curated record
AUGAAGUUGCUCGCCAUGCUUGCCCUCCUGUCGCUCGCGGCGGCUCUCCCGCUCGACGAGGGCGACAAGCUCGCCCCUCGCGCCGAGAAGAAGGUGUGUGGCGAAUUCCAGCGGUCGUGCUGCAACGGCUACUACUGCGCCAACUCGCUGGAACCUUGUCCGGAUCCAUUCCUCUGCGACCUCCUCUCGAGGGUGCAGCCAUGCAAGCCUGGUAUCAAGCCCUGCUGCAAUGGCUUCUGCCCCAAGAACGACGACCCAAAGAACUGCCCACUGGCCUGCGUUCCGAAGCACAUUGAGCCGCCUCCUCCGGUCAACUAG